Maniola jurtina (meadow brown) is the source of this 1016-nucleotide messenger RNA. RefSeq lists its product as uncharacterized. The transcript is spliced from 2 exons. The coding region runs from base 372 to 647 and encodes 91 amino acids. The record is from RefSeq and is a predicted model, not a curated record. Lineage: Eukaryota; Metazoa; Arthropoda; Insecta; Lepidoptera; Nymphalidae. Gene Ontology annotation, molecular function: protein binding.
UCACUGCUUUUCGCAAGACGAGCCUGGGCCGUUAGUUAUACCAUUAUCUGGACAUAGCUUGACAAUAAUUUAUUUCGCCGUUUGUGAUUUGAAUGAGGAACCCUAACUGAUGCAAUCGAAUAAAGCAAUCGAUCAUUGGACACAUCGUAGUACGAGUAAACGGCACACUUCACCCGUUUAUUGCGAGUGCUAACAACUUCAAAAUCCAGGUCGUUAAUCGUUACAUUUAUUUUAUUAACCUUCGCAUAAUCAAACGGAAACAGAUAAUACCUACAGGAUAGUAUAUAACAGUGCUACAAUGAUUCAGUGAAAGUUAUAGCCAAGCUGAAACAGUGCGCAGACGUUCUAAGAAAAUAAAGAUUUCCUAGACCAUGGAUUGCAAAAUUGUGUUAUUGCUAGCGAUCGCUGUGACGUCAUGCGCCUGUCUCCCCGAGCCCGCGGGCCCCUGGACGUUGGAGCCCAAGUGCGCGUGCGGCAGAAUGUAUCUGCCCGUCUGCGCCACGGACGGCAAAACUGUCAUCACUUACAGCAAUAUGUGCGAGUACAAAUGUGCCGCCUCAUUUUACCAACAAUUCCUUGGAACACACAUAUACAUUAAAAAGGAAAACGUGUGCGAUGAACACGAUACAGUGGGGAAGAAGUACUAAAAAGACUUAAGUAUUUUUGACAAAAAUAAAUUAUUAAAUAUGUUUAUGCUGUAAAUAAUAUUGUCUAUUCUCGUUUUAAAAUAAAUGUGUGUAUUUUACCUAAGCCUGUUUUUUUUUAUCAUCAUAGCCUCUUUUAUAACUAACUGUAAGUAGGUGUAUAGAAAUUAUAAAAGUUUCAUCAAAAUCAGUUUGUUUUAUACUUUGACUUGUGGCUUUUAAGUUUUUAUAUAGUUACUACUCGUAUGAUGCACCUAAUUAAUCUGAUUACAAUAAUUGUAUCUGUUUUAUAUCCUAUCUUAUAUUGAAAUGAUACCAUUGGCAUUUGGCAUUGAUAUAAAUAAUAAGUACUUACCAACAAUUCAAGUUGAU